AUGUUCAAGAAAGAGAUCCAAUCCUCGCCGAAGCAAAAGCUCAAGUCGUCGGUCCAGCGAUCCCUCCGACAGGCGCUCCUGUCCACGUACCCGCUCCUCACGCCGCACAUCGACGAGAUCCUACCCAAGAAGGCGUCCCUGGCGAGCAUGAAGCUGACGGACCGCAACACGCUGUACGUCCUUGACUCGACGCCGCUCUUCUACCAGCAGGACAUCUCGUCGAUUAUUAUCCCUCACCUGCGCCUCGUGCACCGCUUCCCCGACGCGUUCCCGAGCAUUCGCAUAGAUCGUGGUGCUAUCCGCUUCGUGCUCUCGGGUGCUACACUUAUGGCUCCUGGUUUGACCUCCCCCGGGGGUAGGCUGCCGGCCGAUGGUGUCCCCGAGAGGCUGGAAGAGGGCAAGGAGAUGGAGCAGAAGCUAGAGGAGGAUGGAAGAUGGAGCCGGGAGCUCGAGAAGGGCGAGCCUGUGGUCGUCAUGGCUGAGGGCAAGGUGGAGGCUUGCGCCGUGGGGACGCUGGUGGCGGGGACCAAGGAGGUCAAGGCCAAGGGCAAGGGGCCCGUGAUUGAGGACGCGCACUUCCUGGGCGACGGCCUAUGGAACCUGAACACCGAGUGA
Messenger RNA from Fusarium keratoplasticum, 615 nucleotides. Its product is annotated as Translation machinery-associated protein 20. The transcript has 2 exons. The coding region runs from base 1 to 615 and encodes 204 amino acids. Gene Ontology annotation, molecular function: RNA binding. Lineage: Eukaryota; Fungi; Ascomycota; Sordariomycetes; Hypocreales; Nectriaceae. The record is from RefSeq and is a predicted model, not a curated record. Gene Ontology annotation, biological process: formation of translation preinitiation complex.